Dissoconium aciculare CBS 342.82 is the source of this 585-nucleotide messenger RNA. RefSeq lists its product as uncharacterized. The transcript has 2 exons. The record is from RefSeq and is a predicted model, not a curated record. Bases 1 to 585 code for a protein of 194 amino acids. NCBI's taxonomy places the organism in Eukaryota, Fungi, Ascomycota, Dothideomycetes, Mycosphaerellales, Dissoconiaceae.
AUGAAGACCACUUUCUUCGCCGCUACCGCUCUCUUCGCCGCUGCCGGCCUCGCUGCUCCUGCCGCUGAGCCCGACGCUCUGCUCUCGGUCAACUUCAAGAGCUCCCCGUGGCGCCCUCUGAUCCCUUUCACCUCCAAGUUCAGCGUCUGCGCCACACCUGACCAGGUCGUCAACGGCACCACUCCCACCGGUGGUCUCGAGGGCGCCGUCGGCUACUACAACUUCGGGCUCAACAGCAAGCUCGACAUCAUCUGCUAUAACAUCAAGCUGGUGAACUUCCGCGGCGACUACCAGUCCCCGGCCAACACCGCCACGCACAUCCACGAAGCCGCCCGCGGCGCCAGCGGGCCCCCGCGCAUCGCCUUUCCCAACCCCAAGGUCGUCCCCGGCGGCCCGGAGAACGAGCGCAUCAGCGUCGGCUGCAUCUCGGGGCCCUUCAAGACGGGCGUCGUGAACAACGUCACCAAGAUUGACUCCGGAGACGGCUUCACCAUCGCUAAGCUCGAGGCGAACCCGGCGGCUUUCUUCGCAGAUGUUCACAGCAGCCUAGCGGUUCCCGGCGCUGUGCGUGGUCAGCUUGCAUAG